AUGACGGAGAAAACUGCGCCCUGGUGGAGGUCCUUCGUGGGCAAGAGAAGAAAAGCGGCCAGAGAAUCGGCAGCGAUACUGGAACAGGACCUCCGAAAUCCGCCAGUGGCGGGAUCCACACAGCACCCCACCGACCAGGGCCAACGGAUCAAUUCACAUUCGAAAGAAGGAGGAAACUGCUUACCAAGUGAUGAAACAUACGACGACUCCGCCGUUCAGCCAACUUUCAGCGAGAGCUCAAACCGCCGCGUGCUCAGCGUGUCCCGUUCGGGUCGCUUCAAAGAGAAGCGUAGGACGCGCGUGAGUCUGCCGCAGAACAGUGACGAGGGGACACCUGCAGCACCCAAAACAACCGACAGCCAAUCAAAGCGCUGAUUAAACCGAACAACAACAAAUGGGAUUUUUAUCCGAUGGUAGAGCUAGAACACUAUGAAACGGCACUAGCUCAAAAUGAAGUCGAAAUUUUUGCCUGAUGAAUGCACUUAUUUAAUAUUGGGGGAUAGCUUUGAGUAAUGAGUUGGGAGCUCAUUAUUUGAACAUGGUUCAAUUAACUAGGCUACCCAAAAGCUGGACAUUCUUGAAUUUCAUUCGGAAUAUUUUUUGUGAAGGAGACAUUUUUAAAGUUUUGUCAUGUACAUCAUUUGCACUGUACACGUUUAUGUUUGUUUUGUGGUGUUACAUGCUCUGUUUUAUGAAGGACUUUUAAAUUAGAA
Misgurnus anguillicaudatus (oriental weatherfish) is the source of this 713-nucleotide messenger RNA. NCBI's taxonomy places the organism in Eukaryota, Metazoa, Chordata, Actinopteri, Cypriniformes, Cobitidae. The record is from RefSeq and is a predicted model, not a curated record.